GCCGUUUGCGUUCCUGGGGGGCUCUGGCGGCCGGGCCGGCAGGACCCAUGCAGCGCAGCCUGCGCACACCCGAGGGAUGUACAAGGGCUGCGCUUGGUGGUGAGGGGCCAAACUCAGGGGUAGAGGAGCCCAGCACCUUUCUGUCUUCUUGCAAACGGCCGCCCCGUUUGGAGUAUUGUGCGUGUCAUUUGUAAUAUGUCUGAUGCCCUCGCAAAUGCAGUGUGUGAGCGCUGCCAGGCUCGCUUUGAUCCCUCGGAGAGAAUCGUGAACAGCAAUGGGGAGCUCUAUCAUGAGAACUGCUUUGUCUGUGCUCAGUGUUUCCGACAGUUCCCAGAUGGACUCUUCUAUGAGUUUGAGGGUCGAAAGUAUUGUGAGCAUGAUUUCCAGAUGCUGUUUGCACCCUGCUGUGGGCAAUGUGGUGAGUUCAUUAUUGGACGUGUGAUCAAGGCAAUGAAUAAUAAUUGGCACCCAGAAUGCUUCCGUUGUGAGCUCUGUGAUGUGGCACUUGCCGACCUAGGCUUCGUAAAAAAUGCUGGCAGGCACCUGUGCAGGCCUUGCCAUAAUCGGGAGAAAGCCAAGGGGCUAGGCAAGUAUAUCUGUCAGAAGUGCCACCUGAUAAUCGAUGAGCAGCCUCUGAUGUUCAGGAAUGACUCCUACCAUCCAGAUCACUUCAACUGCACCCACUGCGGGAAGGAGCUGACUGCUGAGGCCAGGGAGCUGAAAGGGGAACUCUAUUGCCUGCCCUGCCAUGACAAGAUGGGUAUCCCAAUCUGUGGAGCCUGUCGCAGGCCUAUCGAAGGACGAGUGGUCAAUGCUCUGGGGAAGCAAUGGCAUGUUGAGCAUUUUGUUUGUGCCAAAUGUGAGAAGCCAUUUCUGGGGCACCGCCACUAUGAGAAAAAAGGACUGGCUUACUGCGAGACUCACUACAACCAGCUCUUCGGAGAUGUCUGCUACAACUGCAGCCACGUGAUCGAGGGGGAUGUGGUGUCAGCUCUCAACAAGGCUUGGUGUGUGAACUGCUUCUCCUGCUCCACCUGCAACAUCAAGCUCACACUGAAGAACAAGUUUGUGGAGUUCGACAUGAAGCCAGUGUGCAAGAAAUGCUAUGAAAAAUUCCCUCUGGAGCUGAAGAAACGUCUGAAAAAGCUGUCUGAGCUGGCCUCCAGGAAAUCGCAUCCCAAAGCUAUGGAUUUAAACUCUGCUUAAAUAGGUCUGUCAUUCUGCUGACUGCACUCUUAUCCUCACAGACUGCAACUUGCAGCAGCUACUGAUCACAAAGGGAGCUGUUAAGAUGUCUGAAACAAUCCACAGACAAAUAGUACCUCCUCCAGCUUUUGUUACUGCAGCUUUCACCCUGAAUGUCCCUUUACUCAGGCAGUUGCAAAUUAACACUGACAGCAUGGGGAGUUUGGCCUCUGCUGAGGGGGUAGGGCAGAGCAAUGAGUAUGGUAGUUAGCUGGCAUUAUUCUGCCAUUGAUCAAAUGUACACAAUUUGUUUUUCUGUCCUUCAUCGUUUCUUCAAUGAGCUGAAGUUCUCUCUCCUGUAGCCUGAGGAAUUUGGAAAGAACAGUGGUUUAAAUAUCAGAUGGUGAAACGUGCAGAUUGUUCAACACCAGUUAUAAGUAUUAAGGAUUCUUUAAACGACUUGUAUGCAGAGCUUUUCACCUAUAGGACAAUGUUCUGAAUGUGGCCCAAAAUUACCACCAUCUGAUAACUGUUUGGUAUGUCCAAAAUGAGCUGGUCUUUGUUUAGAUUCCCAGUGAACAAAUAUCCACAUAACAAAAACUGCUGCAGCAAUCGCCCUUCUUGACACCCUUGUUGACAUUUUAUCUAGGCAAGGCAAGGCAAGGAGUGAAUGGGCACAGAGUCUAUGCUACCUACUCAGCUCAGUCCAGGCCAGAGUGGAUGUAUAGUGUCUGGGCAGCGCACAGAAGUUGCGCUACUCUUUUCCUGGUUGAUGCGUAGCGGAUUUCAGUCUCUGAGGCUCUCAGUUUGAUACUUUUCAAAAGCACUCAAUUCCCUUACAGUUGAAGGGGGAUAUGUAGUGCGAGGAUGAAGGCAGUGUGUGCUAGGAACUAAUAUUCAAUGUUUACUUGCCAGUUCUCCAUUAGAUCAUUGAUAGCCAAGGCUUGGAAUUGCCCAGUGUGAUAUAAUACCCUACCCACUGACACACCUGCCAUUACCCUCUACAGUACCUGCACUAUGACUGGAGGUGUGGUUACUCUUUUGCAUAACAAAAACCCAGUUGGCGGAUCUGGUAAUUGUUAAACACUUCAGUCUGAGCCAAGCCUUUUCCUUUGUUUGAAUAGAAAGACUACCUUCUCAGCUCAGUUUCCAUGCACUCCGUGUAUGUCUACACUGCAGUUAAAAACCCAUCGCUUGCCUGUACCAGCUGACUUGGGUUAAUGGGGCCUGGGCUGUGGAGCUGUUUAACUGCAGUGUAGACUUCUGAGCUUGGGCUGGAGCCUGGGCUCUAGGACCCUUAGAGUGAACCAAAAGAGCCUUCAGACUCAUACCUGUAAAUCUUGUAGGAAGACACUAGCUGUGUCCACGCUACAAUUUUGCACCUUGCUAUUACUGAUGCAACCUUGUUGGUGGUAGCACCAGUGGAUGCUGUCAUGUAGACAGGUCACUAAACAGCUUGUAGUGUUUUAGCCACCUUGGGCAUGUCUUCACUGCAGAAUUAACUUGGUGAUUGGUGCCUAGCUUAGGUGUAACAGGCCACACUGCAGAGCCCUACCCAAGUUACUGUGUACUCAGUGGUGCUGCAGUCACCUGUCUUGAGAUGUUAGGACUUCCAGAGGCACAUGAUACCCCAUGGUUCUUAGCACUGCAGUAAGAUGAACCACUGUGAUUCUUUCCCAGUGAAUAAUGGGAGAACUUGUCAGUCCUGGGUGCAGGAGGGGAAUUGUGGGAAGGCAUUGGAGGACUAUCAACACUUAAGUGAUUUAGCCUGUGUCCUUGCUGCAGAGUGGGUAGGUUACCAGCUCAAUAAGCUUUAGCCUAUACCCACAGCUGGGCCAAUGAGCCCUGGUGUAAAGCAACACCACACUUGGGUGAGAGGUUUUUGUGUGUGGAUGGGAGCUGGGUUAAUGCUGCAGGGAAGACAUAUCCCCUGUUGUCUAACCCUGCUUAGAGCAAACACACACAACCGUGGCUAAAAUGCUGAUGGCUGCUCUACACGAGAGCACUUGCUGUUGCUACCACCAGUGAAGCUGCACCAGAGAUAGUAAUGUUGAAAAAUAUUAGGGGAAAAGGUUAGUGCAGACAAGGACUCCCCGUGCAAGGCUCCUGGUUAGUUAGCUGCUUUCCUAAUACACCUCUAUCCCAAUAUAACACUGUCCUCAGGAGCCAAAAAUAUCUUACGCGUUAUAGGUGAAACCACGUU
Molecule: messenger RNA, 3388 nt
Organism: Gopherus evgoodei (Goodes thornscrub tortoise)
Lineage: Eukaryota; Metazoa; Chordata; Testudines; Testudinidae
Gene: LIMS2
Product: LIM zinc finger domain containing 2
Exons: 10
Coding region: 196-1206 (336 amino acids)
Biological process (GO): positive regulation of substrate adhesion-dependent cell spreading; positive regulation of integrin-mediated signaling pathway; cell-cell adhesion
Cellular component (GO): cell-cell junction; focal adhesion; cytoplasm
Source: RefSeq, a predicted model, not a curated record